AUGAAACAUCAGAUUGCCAUUACAUGUGUCUUUUGCGAUUAUGAGAGGCUAUACCGUAAUCUCCAGGUCACACCGCACUACCAUAUUUGCUGGCUGGCCGCGAAACAAAGCCCCAACCCAUUCUACCUUCGUGAUCUGGAGACUCGUGCGGCCGAACAGGGCUUUGAUGUUACCAAGCAGACGUAUUAUUGGAGUGGGGAGACUUCGGAGUGGUUGCACAAAGACUUGGAGCCUACUAGCAAUGCAAUAUACUCGCCCCUUACUCCAUUCUUUAUAUCAGAUAGCGGCCAAGCAGAAGGUACAUACUUUGAGUAUUCUAUGAGCUCUGAUAUCAUCGAACGCUACGUGUGGCAGCGGCCUGAUCUCCUGCACAAACUGGAGGUUAUAUGCGAAGGGUACUGUCCGGGAUCUAUAGAUUGGAUAGAGGACGAAGAGCUUCCGGAGGACCAGGCACUUGGGGGGACAGGGACAGGGACAGGAACAGGGGAUACAGCAUAA
Aspergillus tanneri is the source of this 498-nucleotide messenger RNA. RefSeq lists its product as uncharacterized. The transcript has a single exon. The record is from RefSeq and is a predicted model, not a curated record. Lineage: Eukaryota; Fungi; Ascomycota; Eurotiomycetes; Eurotiales; Aspergillaceae. Bases 1 to 498 code for a protein of 165 amino acids.